This is a messenger RNA of Chelmon rostratus (copperband butterflyfish), 2640 nucleotides long. It is a transcript of the gene cdca7a, whose product is annotated as cell division cycle associated 7a. The record is from RefSeq and is a predicted model, not a curated record. NCBI's taxonomy places the organism in Eukaryota, Metazoa, Chordata, Actinopteri, Chaetodontiformes, Chaetodontidae. The transcript has 10 exons. Gene Ontology annotation, cellular component: nucleus. The coding region runs from base 83 to 1291 and encodes 402 amino acids. Gene Ontology annotation, biological process: regulation of DNA-templated transcription.
AGGACCUGCGUUGUUUGCUGCAGAGCUGCUGCACGGUGUGUCUGUGUUUCUCUGUUUAUCUGCAACGAUUAAAACAGGAAAAAUGCCAUCCACCCGCUCCAUGAAACUGGCAGCCCAGCCUCCAUCUACCAGGAUGAGUCUGAGGAGCUUCCGCAACUCCCCGCUGGUUCCCAUGGAGACUUCCUCCUCUUCCUCCGACGACAGCUGCGAUAGCUUCGGUUCUGAUGGAGGCUUUGCAAAUACGAGGAGCAGCUUAAGACAGACGAGGAGGACGGCAGAGAAACCAACAGCGUUUGAGGCUACAUCAGAGGAGGAUACAUGCAGCGGCUUUGAGGAGAAUGGGAUCAACAGUCAGAUGAAGGCCAUGAAAGUGGACUCUGAAAUACCGAGACGAGGCCGCAGGUCCAACGUGCUGAAGGUGGCUAUGACGUUCCCCGCCAAGAAGACGGGCAAGAAGAGGCCUGCCUCCGAACCGCUCCCUCAGAGUAAAGCACAGGACUCCGACUCUGAGGAGGAGGAGGAGGACUUCAUGAACAAGAGAGCCUUGAAUAUUAAGGAGAACAAAGAAAUGCUUGCAAAGCUCAUGGCAGAGCUGCACAAAGUGCCGGGGCUCUUCCCGAGACGGAUGGCGAUGUCGGCCUCCACUACGCCUCGACAGGCAGCUCGGCGCUCUGUUGGAACUCCAGGAGCUCGUAGGAGAAACCCGGAGCGUUUGUCCCGACCCCACACGCGGUCCCGCACGCUCGUGGACGGACCCCCCAGCCCAGCCCCGGAGGAGGAGCCCGAGGACAAGUUUAGCCUGGUUCGCAAAAGUCGCUACUUUGAAGAAUAUGAUGAGCCACCUCGCCGCCGUUCCUUCAAUGGUGCCAAGGCCAUCCCUCAUGUGGUGCGGCCCGUGGACGACAUCACAGAGUCAGAGCUGCAGAACAUCUGCCACAACGUGCGGGAGAAAGUGUACAACAGCUCCACCGGAUCCACCUGCCACCAAUGCCGCCAGAAAACAAUCGACACCAAAACCAGCUGCCGCAAUCCAGAGUGUGUGGGGGUGAGGGGUCAGUUCUGCGGCCCCUGUCUCCGGAACCGCUACGGAGAGGAUGUCCGAGACGCUCUGCUGAAUCCGGAGUGGCAGUGUCCGCCAUGCAGAGGGAUCUGUAACUGCAGCUUCUGUCGGGCCCGAGACGGUCGCUGUGCUACGGGAGUGCUGGUUUACCUGGCGAAAUAUCAUGGCUUCGAUAACGUGCACGCCUACCUGAAAGGCCUGAAAAAGGAGCUGGAGGAGAACAGCAAGUGAAUUGCAGCGGAUGCUGAUCCUCGACCUGACUGACACGCUUGAGACUGUUUUUACAUGCACACGCAGUCCAAGUAUUGCUUUACAACACAAUGCUUAUUGUUCCCGUUCGUGAAAUUUCACACACUUCUAGAGUAUUGACUGACAGCUGGAGGGAUGCACACACAGCCAUUUCUCUCCAGCCUAAAGCUUGUAUUGUUUUUGUUCUCCCACAUAAUUUCCUGUCUGUUCUCAAGAGCUGAGCCCUUACGUUAAGACUGGUUCAUUGCAGAAGGUGGAGUAAAACAAGCACAUUUUAGAAAAAUGUUUCAACCUUUGUUGACAGCCUUCUGCGAUCUUAAAUACUUUAAGAUGGUGGAUGUAAAUAUUCCCAUAGCAUGUAAAAAAAUCCCUUUUUACAGCCGAAUCAUCCAACCUGCUGCAAAAGAAUUCAGGCUUGUUUAGAUGAUCUACUGUAUCUUACAUUGUUUUAAAUGUAUAGAUUUUACACAGCCCAAUUGGACAUGAAUUAGCCUCCAAGGGAUACACGCUUGUGCCUUUUUUUUUCUAGUUGCAAAUUUACGCUUGUGUUUUUUACAAGUUGCGUAGCCUUUUUGUGCAUCUGCUGAACGUGUAAAUGUUAAAAAAAAACAAAAAAACAAAAGCGACUGAACAAAAUGUUUUCUUUAGUCGGGGUGUCCUCCUGUAGAAACCGCCGAAUGAUGCGCAUGCUGCUGAGGUGGUGCAGGUGGAAAGGGCAUAGACUGGGGUCCACUGCCUCUCACUUCUACACAGAGAGGAACUGUGUGAUGUACUACGGCGCCUGGUUAAAUAUCCUUCAUUAGAUAACUGUCACUAAUGGUGUGGAAACAAUUAGCACACUCUAAUGGGAAUCUCAUACCUGUAAAUCAUUUUAUCCUGUUAAAGCACAUUCUCGCUCUGCUCCAGUCUCUUUGGCUCAUUUUCUGCCUUACACUGUUAAGUAGGAAUGGUUGAAGGUGCCACUGAAGUGGCAAUAGAGUUAUGGCCUGCAUUUUCUGCUCAGAAGUGUAAUACUCUACACGAAAUGACAUGGAAUUAACCUUUGUGUCGUUCAUCUUUGAAAUGUACUUCAUUCGACCUGCACCAGGACACACUCUGAUUGUAUGAUACUGUUUUAAAAUAAUCAACGGUUGAGACUUCUUCUUCAAGGUAAUGGCAGGUGGAGGUUAUCUUGCUGCUGCUUGUAUUUAUCAGGCACUGCACUGAACAGGGGGAGUAAUGCUGAACUGCUGAGGGGAACAUCUGUUGUGGUGACGGUUGCUUUGUGCUCACUGGAUUAACUGUACGUUUUCAUUAAAGCGUUAAUCACUGCAGAAUCACGUUAUCAGAUU